UAUUUCUUCUUCACUUUGGUUUUGUUUUUUUUUUUUUUUUUUUUUUGCAGUUUAUUUUUUUACUAAUGUUCAUGCUGCCGGAUGCCCAGAACGAGUAUUUUUGGGAUGUGUUCUACGAUUACGAGCACAUCGAGUACCAUUUGAAAGGAAUAUAUUGGCUGUUGUGUUUAAAGUUGACUCUGAAGCUAAAUUGAAAAGGACUUGCAGCAGUUACUCAAAUAUUAUGCCAUGUUUUCGAGACAAAAUAAAUGAUUGUGGUGACGAUAAACAACGACGAUUGUUAAAUGAGGUUGGUAAAAUGAUUAUGUUUUUGUGUUCACCGUUCAGUCUCGAUCGCCAACGACGGCUUUUACGUUACAGUGGCUGUAUUGGUGAUAUUCUAAAGAGACCGGCAACUACCGGUUGUGAUCUAAGUGAUUAUCACUACGGUAAACAGUUCUUAGAUUGCAGAAGAUUUUGUUCAACGCGUCCAACAGAUUUCAUAUGCAUGAUGAAGACGUGGAUUAGUGAGCAAAAUAUUUGUACGGUACGUGAAAUUGAAAAACGAUGUAGUAAGGAUGCAGCAAAUUUCUAUGUCGAUAUGCAAACCAUUGUCUUCGAGCCACUGUUUCCUGUAAUAUGUGAAUAUGACGGUUAG
Enterobius vermicularis (human pinworm) is the source of this 637-nucleotide messenger RNA. The record is from the annotation of a GenBank genome assembly. Lineage: Eukaryota; Metazoa; Nematoda; Chromadorea; Rhabditida; Oxyuridae.